AUGAACCCUAAGGAUUUAGAUAAAAUUAUUGAUAUAUUAAAAAAGUGUAAGUUGAUAGAAGAAAGAGAAGUUCGAAUUUUAUGUAGUGAAGCAAAAUUAUUAUUAUCAAAAGAAGAUAACGUACGUAAUGUUGAUAAUCCUGUCAUAAUAUGUGGUGAUAUACAUGGUCAGUUCCAUGAUUUAAAAGAAUUAUUUAAUAUAGGAAAUGAAUUACCAUAUGUUAAUUAUAUAUUUUUAGGUGAUUAUGUAGAUAGAGGUAAAUAUAGUAUAGAAACCUUUUUAUUAUUAUUAGCUUUAAAAAUAAAGUAUCCAUUACAUUUAACAUUAAUAAGAGGAAAUCAUGAGAGUAGGCAAAUAUCUGAGAUAUAUGGAUUUUAUGAUGAAUGUUUAAAAAAAUAUGGAUCAAUAAAUGUAUGGAAAUAUUGUACAGAUGUUUUUGAUUAUUUAUGCAUAGGAGCUAUUAUAGAAAAUAAAUAUUUUUGUAUUCAUGGAGGAUUAUCACCAUCUAUUGAAAAAAUAGAUGAAUUAAAAAAAAUUCAUAGAUUUCAAGAAAUACCAAGGAAUGGAGCUUUAUGUGAUAUCAUGUGGUCUGAUCCUAAUGAUCAAGAAGGAUGGAAUAAAAGUCCUAGAGGUGCUGGACAUCUAUAUGGACAUGAUGUUGUUGAAAAAUUUUGUCAUAUUAAUAAUAUUCAUAUGAUUGCUAGAGCACACCAAUUAGUUAUGGAGGGUUAUAAAUGGUCUUUCAAUAAAAAAUUAGUAACCAUAUGGUCAGCUCCAAAUUAUUGUUAUCGUUGUGGUAAUAUAGCAAGUAUCAUGGAAAUUGAUGAAAAUUGUUUUUUUAAUUUUAAGAAAUUUGGUCCUUCAGCAAUCGAUCAACAUGAUCUAAACAAUAAUACUACAAAUGAUUUGAGGAAAUUUCCUCCAGUCUAUUUUUCUUGA
Molecule: messenger RNA, 939 nt
Organism: Plasmodium adleri (nom. inval.)
Lineage: Eukaryota; Apicomplexa; Aconoidasida; Haemosporida; Plasmodiidae
Product: serine/threonine protein phosphatase 4, putative
Exons: 1
Coding region: 1-939 (312 amino acids)
Biological process (GO): peptidyl-serine dephosphorylation; double-strand break repair via homologous recombination
Cellular component (GO): cytoplasm; nucleus
Molecular function (GO): protein serine/threonine phosphatase activity
Source: RefSeq, a predicted model, not a curated record